CUUUUAUGCUGCCUUAAUGUGCUCUUUGGAGCUUCAAAGUUUUGGCCACCAUUCACUUGCAUUGUAUGGACCUACAGAAAAUCUUUGUUUGUGUUCAGCAGAAGAAAGUCAUACACAUCUGGUAUGGCAUGAGGGCAAUGGAAUCAACCAUCAGCCUCCUCUCCGAGAAGCACUUCCUGUGCUCUCUGUGUGAGGAAAUCUUCAGCAACCCAGUUACGACGCCCUGUGGACACAGCUUUUGUAAAAUGUGUCUGCGUGUUUACUGGGGCCGCAGUGGUUCAGGUGAGUGUCCACUCUGUAGAAGGACCUUCAGUUCCAGACCCCAUCUCAGUGUUAACCGCAUACUGGAAGACGUUACUGAAAACUACAGGAAAACACGCUUGACUGCUAAAUCUAAGUUUUUUAGUAUGGAUGAACUGCAAGACGAACCUAAGAACACAGGAGAGGUGGAACAAAUGAUCCAGGAUAGACUUCAGAAGGUUGAGAAGUUUCAGUGUUCCUUAAAGCUCCUAAAGCACGGCAGUAUAAAUCGCCAUCUACCUGUCAGAAAAAGCAAAGCUCAGGCAUUCACGUCUAAUAUCUCCUUUUGGAACACUUGUCUCAAAGAGGUUCAGGAAAGUCAGAGGGUGUUUUCUUGUCUGCUGAGCACAUUAGAGCAGAGCCAUAAACUGGUAGUUGCUGCAGUUGAGCAGAAACAAAGAGAGGCGGAGAAAAGAGUCGACAGACUUGUGAAAAGUCUGGAGAAAGAAAUUUUUGAACUGAAAAGUGGAAACACCCAGCCAGGGCACUUGGAUGACAAGGAGCGCCUUAAAAAGAGUUUCAGUCAAUUACCUACAGUGAUGAGAGACUGGUCUAAAGUCACACUGGAGACUGAUCCUUGCGUUGGUUUCACCAGACAGGCUGUGGUCGACUUCAUGGAUACAGUCAUGGUGGAAGCUAAAAGACUUUCUAAAGCAGUUGAUGUUACUCUGAAUCACCGGACAGCCCACCCCAAUCUCUUCAUCUCUGAGGAUAGGAAAGAGGUUAGACAUACAAACAAACGGCAAGAAGUCCCAGAGAACCCUAAGAGGUUUGACCGGGUGGCCAAUGUGAUGGCCAAGGAAGCCCUGAGCUAUGGAAGGCACUUCUGGGAAGUGGAUGUUGGAGACAAGACUGAGUGGGACUUGGGCGUGGCCAGACAAUCUGUCAACAGAAAGGGAAAAUUCACAAUAUGUCCUGCCAAUGGCUUCUGGACACUUAGCUUAAAGAAUGGGACCCAGUAUGUUGCUAACACAUUCCCUCCCACUUCACUGUGCCUCGGUCACAAGCCCAGAAAAGUGGCCAUCUACCUGAACUAUGGGGAGGGUCGCGUGUCUUUCUUCUGUUUGGAUACUGGAGCUCAUAUCCACACUUUCAAAGAUACUUUCACAGAUAAGCUCCACCCCAUACUCAGCCCGGGACGACCUCAUGGGGACAAGAACACUGCUCCUCUGAUAAUCAGCUCCAGCUGUUGCAGCAUCUGA
Myxocyprinus asiaticus (Chinese sucker) is the source of this 1502-nucleotide messenger RNA. RefSeq names its product bloodthirsty-related gene family, member 2 (gene btr02). Lineage: Eukaryota; Metazoa; Chordata; Actinopteri; Cypriniformes; Catostomidae. The transcript is spliced from 7 exons. The record is from RefSeq and is a predicted model, not a curated record. Bases 66 to 1502 code for a protein of 478 amino acids. Gene Ontology annotation, molecular function: protein binding; metal ion binding.